GCCACAAAAGCAAAGCGCGCACUGGCCGUCCACGUCUCUCCGGCCUGCCCUCUCCAUAUAACGGCGCUGCCCGGCACACAGCAGAUACGAAACACAUGACCACACGCAUAGCUGAGGAUCCCAGACCACACGUCCCAAAUUAAGCUCCGAUGGACGAGGGGGGCAAGUAUCAGCAGGGCUGGCUUGCCGUCGGUCUGCCGCCGGCGCCGGUGCUCGCCGUCACCGGCAUCGUGACCUUCUUCCUCUACCUGUCGUGGCAGAUGGACGAGUUCGAGGAGCAGCUGCGCCAUCGCACCCAGGCAGGCUUCUGGGUGCUCAUGGUGCUGGGGUUCCUCGCCCUGGGCUUGCUCGCGCAGCACGUGCUGUUCGACGGAGAGGGGAGGGUUGCCGUGCCGGCGGCAUGGCGAGGCCAGCCCGAGGGCGGCUCCGGCACGUCGCCGUGGGGCGUCGCGGCCCUUGUGGCUCUGCUGCUGGUGCUAGUGUCUCACAGGUCCGAUUCCCAUAUAUUCAAGCCCCCGGGGUUUAGAUGAGCAUGUUUCCUUUUUGAAGGAAAGUUAUGUAUCCCGAUGCAGAUAGCUAUGAUAUAUUGUAUACAUAUAUAUAAAUUAGAGUAGAAAGGUGUUUUUGCACGUCUGCAUGAUCAAGCAAAAUAGCAUAAAUAAAAAAGAAUUACUCCCUC
Molecule: messenger RNA, 679 nt
Organism: Triticum dicoccoides
Lineage: Eukaryota; Viridiplantae; Streptophyta; Magnoliopsida; Poales; Poaceae
Exons: 1
Coding region: 150-530 (126 amino acids)
Source: RefSeq, a predicted model, not a curated record